This is a messenger RNA of Entamoeba dispar SAW760, 435 nucleotides long. RefSeq lists its product as uncharacterized. The transcript has a single exon. NCBI's taxonomy places the organism in Eukaryota, Evosea, Mastigamoebida, Endamoebidae. Bases 1 to 435 code for a protein of 144 amino acids. The record is from RefSeq and is a predicted model, not a curated record.
AUGAAUAAUAAAACAUUAGUUGCAUUAGAUUUUGAUAGAAAUGAUUUUACAACAGAAGGAUUUCUAUCAUUAAGUUAUUCUAUUGAAAAGAAUUCAACUCUUUCAUUUGUGGAUUAUCCUUCAAAGAUGUACAAAAAAAUUUCAAAACAAACUAUGUCUGUUGAAUUAUUACAAAGAUUUGAAGAAUGUUUCUAUAAUUUCUUCAACAAAAUUAAAACUAACAAAACCAACAACUACUUUGGUGAUAUUCAUAUCUUUGACAUUAUUAAUUCAUAUCCAUUAAACAUAACACCAUAUGAACUUUUAGACCAAAACAUUCAACCAAAAUUAAUUGGAAAAUACAUCGAACCAAUUCAAACCGAUUGUCCAGAAAUGCCAGAACAACUUAAAUCUUUCUCAGAUUUGAAGAAAGAUCCUAACUACUAUUAUAAUUAA